ACUUUUUUAAAUAAAAAAAGUCAGCAACAUGAACUACGAACCAAUGGAUGUUGAUGUAAGCAACAAUUCAGAAAUUGCUAUGGAUAUUUCAUAUGAAACGCACAAUGUAAACUGUGAUUCUCCUACAAUAAAUACAAGGGAAAAGAUUUCCAAUACAUCUUUAACAGAUGACAUAAAUCUCAAUGCCUUAAUUAUUAAGCAGCCGGAAUUUCAAACUGUAAAGAAAUAUCAUAUAACCAUUAAAAAGUCAAAUAAUUCUAGACAAAUUUAUAUAGUUCUUUCAUGUUUAAUUAUUACUUUUCUCUCAAUUAUUGGAUAUCAAAUCCUAAAUAUUCAGUGUUAUAAUGAAUUUAGCAUAGAACAUCUGAAAGGAAAUCUACACAGUGUCAUAUAUGGCCAAAGAGAAGCUAUAGAUAAUAUAAUCAGAACAUUAGAAAGUGAUUCAGAACGCAAGAUAUUAUUUUUGUAUGGUGGUACAGGUGUUGGAAAAACCUAUACAGUAUCUAUAUUACUGGCAAAUGCAUGGAAUUAUUCAAAUAUAUAUCACUACACUAUGCCUAGCUUUAAAACUGUGUUUUCAACAGACAUGAUGAUAGGUUUGACGAUAUGUAAAUCAGCAAUUUUAGUAGUUGAUGACAUUAAUUAUCAUGACAUAUAUGUCAAAAUUCAUGUGAAGAGCAUAAUGAAGAAAAGUGAAGAAUUGGGAAGAAAUGUCACUGUGAUAUUAAUUUAUAACUAUACAAAAAAUAAUAAAACAUAUGACAGUAUGUUUAGUAAACAGUUGUUACAGAAUUUUUCAGAUGUAAGUGCAUUGAAGCAAGUUAUAAGAUUUGAAUCAUUAACAGCUGAUCAUUUGAAAAAGUGUAUAGAACAUGAGUUGGGUGAUCGAAAGUUGAAUGAAUAUGAGUUUCAAAGUAUACUCAAAAAUUUUAAUGUUAUGACAGAUGGUUGUAAAGGUGUGUACAAGAAAAUGCACUAUCUAAACAUUGUAUAAGGUAUGUGCCAUCAUUUUUCUAGGUAGUGUAUAUAGACAGUAAAUGUAAUAUUAAAAAGUAAAUUUUAUGUAUAUUAUUAUUAGUGUAUAUUUGAUUUAAUUGUAUAUGUAAAAGUAUGACUGCCAAUAAAAAAUUUUUCAUAGAUCAAAAGAACUUUAUUUUAGAGAAUGUUACAUGAUAAUCGGCAAUGCAGAGGUUCAAGAAAGUAUUUUGAAUACAAAUAGAUUUACUGACAACUCUUUAAUACAUCUACACUUUCACAUUUGGAAAUUAGUCUACAAAAACUUAGCUUUCAUUAUAAUAAAGAGCAAAUUCUAACUUAAAUUUGUGGUGCAGGAAAAUAUUAAAUACCAAAUUAUUUUCUAACUAUAAAACACAAAAUUCUUUCAUCCACAUAUUAAAACAGUGGUGCAAUAUUGAUCACAUCUUUGACUAAAAUAUUUUUACAUUCCUUUUAAAUAUAAGGUAAUCUAAUAAUAACUUGAAUAUAAUGCUGAAAACAGGCUUACAAAUAAAACCAAUGCAACAUAGAUAAUUAACUUUUUUUUUAAACUAAUGCAAUUAAUUCUAGCUGAAUGGUCAAAAUUUUAUAGUAUUAAAAGAUUUCAGCGAGUAUAAUAUUAUUAAUAAAAUAAUAGAACAAAAACAUAUGUAUAUAUCUAAUAAUAAGUAUAUGAAAGAUUUAUACCACAUUGCACUGCACCCAUAUUAUAUAAUCUACCUAUAUAAUCACCAUGAAACCAUUUGGAACACAUUAUGGGCAUUGAGCAUAGUGGUGUCGAGUCAUUCAAUACAAAUUAGAUUACAGUUACCCAUAUGUGUAUUCAAAUGGUCCCUCAGGUAAUAAAAGUUUAAGUAAGUACAAUAUUAAAAAUAACAAAUUUAAUUACUUUAGCAUUUUAUUGUUUAAGAGAUAGUAAUAAAAAAGCAGCCAAUAGAAAAAAGUUGGAAUAUUAUUUAAAAAAGCUCCCCUAAAUGUUAAAGCCAGUGAGAUAAAUGCAUGCAAACAGUUAAAUGUGCACUAUUAACAAUUUGCGGAGAGCCGAUAUAUUUUUAAAGAUAAUAUUCAAAUAUUAUGAUUAUAAUGGUUGGUAUUCCAUUUUAUAUUUAUUAUUGUUUGGAACACUGCUGAGGGAAGACAAUACAAAGUAGGUACAUUUAAAUUAUUCCUUUAUUUGUGAAUAUAUCUGGAAGAUUAGGUUUGUGCAUGUUGUAUUGCAUGAUGUAGUCAUAAAUAAUUGAUCUUAUAAGUUUGUUUGCCAGUAGUAAUACAAUAGAUUUCAACAAGAAUGUAAGUUAUAUUAAAGUUAAUAUGUAUAAAAUUUACUGUACUAAGUAUAUUUAAAAUUUGAUGAUAGAUUUAAAAAUGUGCUGGCGAAAUUUCGUAAAUAUUCAUGAAUAAUAAAAGAAAUAUAUGUUACAUUGACAUUCAAUUACAAAGAAAACAAGUUCUUAAUUUUACCAUUCAGUUAGGUUCAAAAUGCACAAAGGUCUACGAUGUGGACACACACGCAAAAACGUGUCGCUUGAGGAUAGUUCAUCAACAAACGCUAGACCUACUUACUGUGUUAUGGCAAAUACUGGAUACUAGGAACUAAGGCGCUGUGCUUCAUUGUGUCCAAGUAUUUUAGAUUAUGACCUUGAAACACUAAUUGUAAGUAAAUUUUGUAUUGUAUUGUAAAUCUGAAAAUGUCUAAGACAAUAUUCAACUUAAUGAGCAGCACCUUAUUACUUUGAGAGGCAAGAACCUAAAU
Messenger RNA from Achroia grisella, 2749 nucleotides. RefSeq lists its product as uncharacterized. NCBI's taxonomy places the organism in Eukaryota, Metazoa, Arthropoda, Insecta, Lepidoptera, Pyralidae. Gene Ontology annotation, molecular function: ATP binding; DNA binding; hydrolase activity. The record is from RefSeq and is a predicted model, not a curated record. The coding region runs from base 29 to 994 and encodes 321 amino acids. The transcript has a single exon.